Molecule: messenger RNA, 790 nt
Organism: Pungitius pungitius (ninespine stickleback)
Lineage: Eukaryota; Metazoa; Chordata; Actinopteri; Perciformes; Gasterosteidae
Gene: cideb
Product: cell death inducing DFFA like effector b
Exons: 5
Coding region: 127-759 (210 amino acids)
Biological process (GO): regulation of apoptotic process; apoptotic process
Source: RefSeq, a predicted model, not a curated record
UUCGGGGCAAAGUCCGGCUGCUGGGCCAAACACAAAUAGUACAGACAUUAUCGCUAGUUGUUACACCAACUCGACUUAUCACAAAACAAGGCUGCGAGACGACGAGAAACCAAGACACUGACGAGGAUGGACACGACGUCUUCAUUUAUCAAAUCCGUCACCAAGCGAGUGUGGUCUCCACCGCAGCGUCCCUUCAGAGUCUGUCGUCAUGACAGGGAGACCAGGAAGGGCAUCACAGCCGGGACCCUGGAGGAGCUGAAAGAGAGGGUGUGCCAGGCUCUGCUGCUGUCCCUGUCUGCGGCGUCUCUGUCCCUGGCCUGCGAGGAGGACGGCACGGAGGUGGACUCCGACGAGUUCCUCAUGACCCUGCCCGACAACACCACGCUCAUGGCCCUGGAGCCUGGACAGACGUGGAGACCACAGCCGGGUGCGGUCGUGUCCAAAUCUCAUGAGCUCAGCAAGCCUCGCACCGGGAGAGACAUCGCUCGCGUCACCUUUGACCUUUACAGGAUGAGCCCGAAGGAUGUUUUCGGCUCCCUGAACGUGAAGGCCACCUUCCAAGGCCUCUACUCUGUGAGCGCCAACUUUGAAUGUCUGGGGCCCAAGAAAAUCCUCAGAGAAGCCCUGCGCGUGACCUCCGCCCUCCUGCACGCCGCCGGCCACCUGCUUCUCACUUCGGCCUCCAUGAUCCGCCGCAUCAUUGAAGGCGCUGAGCUUUGGCAGCCGCAGAGGACCGAGUACACAGCCAGCUGGAACUAACACAGCCGAGAGAGAGAGAGAGAGAGAGCGA